CAUAUUGCCUUAAGUAUUUGACAUAUUGUAUUGAAAUUUGAGCCCUUGAAUCAAUAACGCACGUUCCAAAUGUAUGCUGGACGUGCUCACUAACUCGGCAGUUUGUUUAGUGAUUGAUAAAAACUAUCGCAAUCUUUCAACAAACGUUGAUAAAAUAUGAGAUAGAAAAAAUACGCAUUGAAUGGAAUAACUUGACAUUUCUUUCGAAUAAUAUCAGCCGUCAAAAAGUGUUGUAUUGAACUGCAGCAAAGGUAAACAGUUAAAUCAUGAAGUUUUUAGCUUUAAUUGUUUACUAAAUAUGCACAAAACACACAACAACAGAAAUGUUAUCAAACGGUGUCGUGUGCAUACAAACAACAACACUACAUCGGAAGAACAUCAAAAUAAAUUGCAUUUUAACAUGGAACAAAUUGUAAAUGUGCUGUGAUCUAGUAUUCUGACAACGAAACACCGCACGACUGAGACAGAAAGUCACUUUUCUCGUAACUAAUUCGAAACGUGAAUACUAUUUCCAUUGUGUUGCGGUCUAGGAUGAGGACUUUACAAACCACCACCAUACCGAGGAAGCCAAGUAAAUGUUCACAGGAGUGUAGUUAAUAUAUGUUAAAAGGUCAGAAACUGUCAUUUGUUCUGGAAUCUAAUACGAAAACUACAUAAAACUAUAGGGGAAGAUAGCGGAAGUAAAAUAACAUGGUGAUAAAGUGUGUUUGGACAUCACAAGAGUGCAAACCACAGAAACAACACAAUACAAAAGACUCGAAAGUACAGAAAACUCUAAAAUAGAAUAUUUCCGGUUUCAAUAUGUCUGUGAACGGCGGGACUGAGGAGCUGAGGUGCGGACAUUGUUUGAAAGCUUACAGCGACCCCAGGCUGCUCACAUGCCUCCAUUCCUUCUGCCUGGAGUGCCUCAAGGAUCACGUGACCAAGAACAAUUGGAAGAAGAACCUACUAUGUCCGUCGUGUAACAAAGAAAUGCUCAUACCGAAGGAAGGACUGUCGGCUAUUCCCAAGGACACGUAUUUGAAGGCCAGGACGCACGCGUGUAAACUGACGCCAGCGUCUGAGUGCGAGACGUGUCAGGGUAACAAGAACGCCGUCUCGCGGUGUUUGGAUUGUGACUUGAACCUGUGCGCAGAGUGUAGAGUCUCCCAUGCUCCCCCUAGUUCAGAACAGGUGCAUAACUUCAUUCAUUUUGAAACGGACAAGACCAACGAUUCCAAGCUAGACCAAAGUGCAUCAACUCAAGCAGUAAAACUUACACAAAAUCAGUGGUGCCGGAAGCAUGAAGAUCACGAACGCACGAUCUUCUGUACGAAAUGUAACCUCACAAUUUGCUCGGUUUGCAAAGAGGAAAAACACACUGCCCACCCGGUGCAAGCCUCUGUUGACGUAGCCAAGCUUAUGCGAAGUUCACUAUCCCAUUUUCUCGGGGCUAUUAAAGAAUACCUUCCCGAUUUCGAAAUUUACAUGAAGCAAAUACGGAAGUGCCAGAAAGAACACGAUGGCGAUCUGCAAAAUGCCAUAGCAGAUGUCCAGGCGCGCUGUAAGUUUCUACAAAACGAAAUAGAGAAAAUAAGUAACGCUAUUAUCACAGAAUUGAAGGACCGACAUAAGUCAACAGGGAGCGAUCUUAAUAAAGAGGUCAAGAAUGUUAUUAAUUCUUACAAAUCUAUAUCCACGGUAACGGCAUCAGCUGAUAGGAUUAUUAAAAUUGGUUCCGAUGAGAAUAUUAUUCAGACUUCAAAGAAACUGCAGAAGCGAUUUAGUCAGAUAGACGAUGAACUACCGAAAAUGACUUUAGAGAAAAUAGACACCGUAGGAUUCGUCCCGGGUCCGUUGAAGGCCGAUUCAUUAACUAAAAUGUUCGGUCAGUGUACGAAAGGAGAAAUCACGCUGCCGGUUUUACCGGAACCGUGGGGGAUUAGAGUAGCGAAGGAGUUUGAAAUGUGUUCAAUAGCCGGCUUUAAGGUGCGAAACAGUCCGGACACGAUACAGGCGAUUGCUCCUAUUUCGGAACAGGAAGCAUGGUUGGCGUGUGGGUGGGGAACCAAAGACGUCUACUUGUUCACAAUGACCGGUGAACGAAAGAAAAAGAUAACACUAGACAUUCAGAUAGACCACUUGAUAAUGAACCUUUCCGGGGAAUUGCUCGUAUCGAGCUACGAGGAUAAAUAUAUACGCAAGAUAAACAAAGACCACGAGGUUUGCGACUUCGCGAUGCCGCACCUGUAUCCUGGGGGAAUGGUGAUGACGAAGCGGAAAGAGCUGUUCGUAUGCGCCGUUGACAGCUACACGACGCGAAGGGCUGACCACUCGCACAGAUGCCUUCUAAAAAUGUCCGAAUACGGCAUGAACAUCGACACGAUAGACGAAGACGGUGACGUCAUUUUGUUCGGCGCACCGUACCGCGUUUGCGAAGCGCCCAACAAGGAUCUGGUGGUAACCGAUCGAGAAGAGGGGAAGCUGAGGGUCACAAGGGUGGACCAGGAAGGUUGUCUGAAAUACGUGUACAAGGGACCCACAAACGCGGCGUUGAAGCAACCGUUCAAUCCGCUUGGACUUUGCUGCGAUCGUGUGGGGAACCUGCUCGUGUCCGACUGGGGGAAUCACUGCGUUCAUCUCGUAAACAACGAAGGAGAGUUUCAGGGAUUUAUUUUGUCGCAGAAAGAUGGACUUUUCAAGCCGAACGCUAUGGCCCUCGAUAAAUCUGGUAAUCUUUGGAUCGGUGACGGGAAUGCCACAGUGCGCGUUUAUAAGUAUGGGAAACGAGAAUACUGAGUGACGUGCGAAACAAAGUACAUGUGUAGUAUGAAAUAUUUGCGAGGGAAGGCAUUUAUUUGUAACCAGAUUCAGUGCCGUUUAUUGUAUUUAUUAAAAUGGAUAAACCACAACAAAGCUACAUAAUAAUUAAAAUUAUGUAGUUUAUAUACUAGUAAAUCAUAGUUGUUUGUAUUACAAUUGUUUCAAGUAAACAUAAUUAAUAAUUAUUAUUCGGUUUAUAUUUAAUAGUAUUUAAUAAUAGGAAAUAUCCUGUAAAUGUAACAAAGUUAAAA
This is a messenger RNA of Dreissena polymorpha, 3053 nucleotides long. Its product is annotated as E3 ubiquitin-protein ligase TRIM71-like. The record is from RefSeq and is a predicted model, not a curated record. Lineage: Eukaryota; Metazoa; Mollusca; Bivalvia; Myida; Dreissenidae. The transcript has a single exon. Bases 802 to 2778 code for a protein of 658 amino acids. Gene Ontology annotation, molecular function: zinc ion binding; protein binding.